Molecule: messenger RNA, 4094 nt
Organism: Nicrophorus vespilloides
Lineage: Eukaryota; Metazoa; Arthropoda; Insecta; Coleoptera; Silphidae
Product: DNA topoisomerase 2-binding protein 1-A
Exons: 13
Coding region: 351-4094 (1247 amino acids)
Biological process (GO): DNA replication initiation; mitotic G2 DNA damage checkpoint signaling; mitotic DNA replication checkpoint signaling
Source: RefSeq, a predicted model, not a curated record
CAAAUUUUAUAAGUAAUUUUCAAAUUUCAAAUUAAUUCUCAUCGGUGGCGCCACGACAAGCGUUACCGUUGAUUUAAUAUUUGUUGACUGCGCCACCACAGUGGCUUAAAUUUGCCGUUGGUGGCCAUAAGCCACAGUGCUGUUUAGUACCACGCAGUAAUACCUCGUACAGAAAAAAAGAUAAAGAAGAGUGAAGUAAAAUAUAACUAAAUACUAAGUUAUAUUUUGGUUCAUAUAUUAAAAAAAAAACAUACGGUAACUGUUAGUAACUCUUACUAUUUUGAGGUUAUUUUCAAGCGCGCCAAAUAUCUAUUGCAGUUCUAUUAAACAAAGAAACAUAAUAUAUUAAAAUGUCACAGGAGGCAUUCAAAGUUACAUUUAUUAUACCAGAAGAAUUAGAAGAUGAAACUCAAACUUCAGAUGUCAUGCAGCAAUGUUAUAGUAGAUGUAAAACCAGUCUUAUGAAAACAAAUUGGGUGAGAGAAGGUGAUGCAGAAUCAAUUGAUCUAGGGAAAACAGAUUUUUUAGUAUUUCAAGAGUUUAAGGGAAUCUUUUAUGAAGCUGCACUCAAAACAAAAAGUGUCAGAAUUUUGGGACCAUUGUGUCUUCAAUAUUGUAUAGACUAUAAUAAGCCAAUUCCAAAUGUAGAUUGGCCAUUAAGAAAUAUAUUUUUGGAUGGCUGCAUUGUGGUUUGCUCCAAUUUAAAGAAAGAGAUGAAGAAUGAUAUUCAAUUUAAAAUUCAGGCAAUGGGAGGAUAUUACACUCAAACAUUAGUUCCAACAAAUACUCACUUGAUAACAGAUAGUGUUCAAUCAGAAAAAUAUCAUAAAGCAGCACCAAUGGGCAUGCAGAUCAUGUUACCUUCAUGGGUGGAUGUUUUAUGGGAUGCAAGUAUAUUUGAAAAUAUUGAUUAUAGAAAUGAUGAGUAUAACAAACAUAAGUGCCCAAUAUUUAAUAAUUUAAAAAUAUCAGCAACUGGAAUAACUUCUGCAACAGAAAAAGAAUAUUUAAUGAAAGUUAUUAAAGAUAAUGGAGGACAUUUUUCAAAGCAACUUGUAGUGAAAAAUACAGAUCUUCUUAUAUGCAGUGGUUCAACAAGUGAAAAAUAUAAAGCAGCAAGAAAGAAUAAUAUAGUUUGUGUAACAGCUGAUUGGGUAUUUGAUAGUAUAGCAAAAGGGUAUGCUAUUCCUGAGGUACGAAAUUAUUCUGUGAAAAAGGGCACAUCAACUCCUACAAAAGGAACAGAAUUUAUGGACCCAGAUUUUUCAAUGAUGAGCCAAAUUGUUGGGUUAUCUGCAAAAUCUCUAUUACAAGACACUGCAGUGAACACAUCACUUAUUAAUUCAACUGUACCUAAUAUAACCAAGAAACAGGGAUGCAAACAGACAUUUGAAGGCAGUGAGUUAGUUGAUUCAAUAAAUAUGAAAGCAGUGAAAAAAGCUGGUCCUUUCUUAGAUGGAUGUAAUAUUUAUUUGGCUGGUUUUACUUCAGAACAGCGAGAAAUACUCUGCAAAGUAUUGAAUUUUAGUGGAGCAACUCGUUAUGAUGUGGUCUCUGAACGAAUAACUCAUAUUGUGGUUGGUGACAACAAAUGUCAUGAACUAAAAUUGAUAAUUGCUAAAGAUUUGCCAUGCGCUGUGGUAUCUAUUAAAUGGAUGAUAGAUAGUAUGGAAAACAUGCAACCAGUGCCUGAAGACCAGUAUUUGAUAUCAAUUUUAUCGAGCCCGAGCACUGAAAAUGGAUCACCGUUGAGUAAAAAGGGUUUAAGAUUACUUAAAGCUGAUGUUUCAAUGAUGGAUAUUGAUAAUGCCUGCAAAACUAUUACUCCUGAACAAUUACCAAAUGAAACAGAUGAAAUUAUGAUGCAAUAUAAACUACCAAUACCUCCAACAAACAACGAAAACGAUUCGCUGGCUGCCCUUUUAGCGCUAAAUUCCUUCAAUAGUAAACAGUUUAUUAGUAUGCAAGAUAAGUCUAAAUUACAAGACAAAACUGAACCUGCAUGUGAUAAUUCAGAACCUAGUACUUCUGAAUGUAGUAUAACUAUGGAAGAUACUAAUUGUACUAAUAUCUUCAUUAAACUCAAAUUUCUAAUUGUUACUCAUAAGUCAGAUGAUACAGAUGAACUUAUACAUACUAUAACUAAAAUGGGCGGAAUUGUCGUUCCUAAUAGUUACAAAGGAAUACCAGAUUACGUAAUUGUACCAACAUUCAAUCCUGAAGUUAAACACACCGCUACUGAAGUGGUCACAGAUAUAUGGAUUAAUGCAUGUUAUGAAUAUAACAGUAUCGUCGAAAUUAUGUACUACCACAGACCAAUAAUGGUCAAGAAUAAUCAUGCUUUAGAAGAUUGUGUGAUUGCUGUAAGUGGUUUUGAUUUAUUUGAAAGAUUGUUCCUAAAAUUGCUUUGCGAGAAAAUGGGGGCAGUGGUGCAAGAUUCGUUGUCAAGAGUUGUUCGCGAAGAAAAAAAUAUAUUGAUUUCAACUCAUUUGAUAAGCAUUGAAGAAUCUGGAAAAAAAUAUGAUGCUGCAAGAAAAUGGGGCCUACCAAUACUAAAAAAAGAUUGGGUUCUGAAUUGUGCAUUGCUUGGCCAGAAAACUGAAGAAAAGGAAUACAUGUUCAAUCAUAACACAGAAAUGCUUUCAAGAUUAACUGAUACGAGUCUCAAAUCUGCUAUAAGUAAUAGUAUUCGAUCAAGAAUUGCUUCUGAAACUGCAAGCAAACUUAAUAUAUCAAUUAAUAAACUAACCGAAUAUUCUCCUAAAAUUAAGCGUCAAUCAACAUCACAGGAUAUAGCGCUAGACAGUUCGUUACAAACACCCAAGAAAGAUAUUAAUAAAGAUAUAACAAAUUUUAAAGAAAAUACUCCAAAUAACAGGCAUAGUGUAGAUAAUAUUGCAAGCCAAAUUACGCCUGUGAAUCAAAUAUUGCAAAAAGCGUGGGGAGUUGUGGACAACGCAACCCCGAAUACUCCUAAACCAUGGGAUUAUGUUGAUACCCCAACAUCUCCUUUAGGGUGUUAUGCAGUUGAUGAUCCGCCACCGGAGACCAGAAAAAAAUUUGCACGUUGGUUAGAUGGUAUUCCAGAACCUACUCCGACUAAAGAUAGACGAUUAAGUACACCACUCACUGAACUGAAAAAGAAAAUAUGGAGUAAGUUCCGUACACCUUAUUGCUCAAAAUUAGAUUUCGAAGGCGAGACACCACCUGCAGAUGAACCAAUGGACACUACACCUGUCAAAGAACCAUCUGGUGAAGAAACCUCAGAAACUAGUUUGGUAAAUGAAAAAUUACAACAGUUACAAGACAUGAUUCGUGCUAGCGGUGGAACCAGACGAAGUUCAACAAAAAAAUUGGAUUUAAUUCCAGUAGAAGCGUAUUACGAAAAAGAAUCUCAACCGUUGACUGUCGGUUGGGAUGAUAACAUGGAAAUUGCUCAAUCCAAUGUCCCAGAAACAAAUAAACCAUUAAUGUUUAUGAUAUCUGGCGUUGAAAUGGAGGAAAGGGAAGAGCUUGUUAAAAUGUUGGAAAUGUUAGGGAUUGGUGUAUCUGAAUUAACAAAUUAUGACCCUUCUAGCACUCAUUUAAUAUGUCCAAAAUUAAGUAGAAAUGAAAAAUUAUUAGCAUCGAUGGCUGCAGGCAAAUGGGUGCUUCAUACUUCAUAUGUUCAAGAUUCUGCAGAAGCUGGAAAAUUAUUGGAUGAAGAAAAGUAUGAGUUUGGAAAUUCGAAAUGUUUACCAAUGAUUAAAGUAGCUGAUAAAGAGAGAGCCGAAUGCGUUCAUUAUUGGAGAAAAGAGAUAACUGAACGUGGUUACGGGGCAUUUCACGAUAUGAGAGCCAUCGUCGUUGCUGCUAAAAAGGAACCCAUAGUAAGAGUUAUAGAAGCGGGCGAUGGUUUGGUGGUCAACAUGAGUCCACCAUUCACUGAAAGCGUUUACGCAACUCAUUGUUUAUUGGAGCAAAAGUCUGUUACAAAUAUCGAAGAUUAUGCACCACUUGCAAAGCAGGGAAUUCUUUGUCUAACUACAUUUUUUGUAAAUGAAUAUCUUCAUAGAACCAAAAAGAAUAUUCAAGAAUAUGUUUUACUUAAAUAA